This is a messenger RNA of Ylistrum balloti, 579 nucleotides long. Its product is annotated as calmodulin-A-like. Lineage: Eukaryota; Metazoa; Mollusca; Bivalvia; Pectinida; Pectinidae. Gene Ontology annotation, molecular function: calcium ion binding. The record is from RefSeq and is a predicted model, not a curated record. Bases 1 to 579 code for a protein of 192 amino acids. The transcript has 6 exons.
AUGAGUAUUGUAAUAGGAAGUAGGAAGGAAAAUACCCUGCCACCGCUGGGGUUCGAACUAGCGACCCUUCGGUCUCUAGCCGGACACUCUAACGCUCGACAAAAGGAGGGAGAGGAGGAGGAAGAGGAGGAGACACCUUUACCAAAGGAACUGUUAGCGGAAUUUGCCGAAGCGUUUGAUUUCUUUGACAUGAAGAAGACCGGCACCAUUACAACACAGGAGCUGUUUUCAGUCCUCAGGGCUAUGGGUCAAAAUGCUACAGAGGCCGAACUCAACAGCAUGGUCAACGAAGUGGACGCCGAUGGAAACGGAACUGUAGAAAUUGACGAGUUCGAGGAAAUGAUGCUUAAUAAGAUAGAUGCAGAAGUUGGACCGGAAGUUGACAAAGAAACAUUUGCGCUUUUCGAUGCAGACGGAGAUGGGUUAAUCGGACCGGAAGAACUCUUGAAAGUAAUGCGCCAGUUCGGGAAAAAAGUGUCCGAAGAAGAGGUCAAGCUGAUGAUAAUGGCUGUUGAUAAAGAUGGGGAUGGUCAAGUCAGUUUCGAAGAGUUUUGUGAAAUGAUAGCCGGGGACCCUUGA